Molecule: messenger RNA, 1284 nt
Organism: Lolium rigidum
Lineage: Eukaryota; Viridiplantae; Streptophyta; Magnoliopsida; Poales; Poaceae
Product: auxin-responsive protein IAA10-like
Exons: 5
Coding region: 122-967 (281 amino acids)
Biological process (GO): regulation of DNA-templated transcription
Cellular component (GO): nucleus
Molecular function (GO): protein binding
Source: RefSeq, a predicted model, not a curated record
UCAGAUAAUCAUAGCCCUCUCCCUUUCCUCCCUCUCGAGGUGUCUCCUCUCCCUUCUCAGCUCUCUCACACACAAACCCAGCCAAGAAACCUGAGCAGCAGCAGCAGACAGCAGCGGCCCGAUGCGGGGGAUGGGAGGCGGACCGGGGCCCACGGAGCCGCCACCGUCUGCGGCGGAGGAGGUUGUGGAGGAGAACUCUGGCGGGGAGGAGGAAGAGCUCGAGCUGGGGCUCUGCCUCGGGUCCAAGAAGCAGCAGCAGCAGCAAUCACCGGCACCUGCGCCGUGCCGCAUCCUGACGGCCAGGAACCUGCAGCCGGCCGCGGCGCUGUCCCCGGACUCCUCCGUGUCCUCCUCCUCCCCCGCGGCGGCGAGCAGGAGGGCCAAGCCGGAGGAGGGCUCCAACCCCGGCGCGUCUCCCGGGACGGUCGCCUCCGGCCACCCGCAGAGCUUUGGAGUGGUGGGAUGGCCACCAAUAAGAACGUUCAGGAUGAACAGCCUGUUCGGCCAGGCUAAAGACAAUGCCCCGGACGCUGAUACCAAGAAGACUGCAGCCGAUGAAUCCGAGCUGCAGAAAGACAAGGAGGAGAGCGAGAAGAAGGGCAGGACACCCGGAUGGGUGAAGGUGAACAUGGAUGGAGAGGUCAUUGGGAGGAAGGUGGAUCUCAACGCCCAUCGCUCGUACAAGACCCUCGCCUUAGCCCUUGAGAUCAUGUUCAGCAAGCCGUCCGCCGGUCUUUGUGCUCCUAGUAGUACGAAGUCGCCCAGGCUGUUAGACAACUCUUCUGAAUACCAGCUGACAUAUGAAGACAGGGAUGGGGACUGGAUGCUUGUUGGAGAUGUCCCUUGGGAAAUGUUUGUUGGCUCCGUGAAGAGGCUUAGGAUCAUGAGGACAUCGGAUGCCAGUGGUCUUGGACCACGAGUUCAAGCUAUUCACAGAAUUGUAACUCCAACAAGAGGGAGAACAUGAGAGCACCCGGUGAGCUGAUGAAAGAGCUAGAGCCGAGCUUUGAACGCGUUCGACACCACGUUUGUGCAGCCAAUGUCUGUGGCAUAGUCGUGUGAUUAUUUCUACGUAGUUAAGAUAGCAGAAGCUAAUGUCUGCUUCUGGCGACUUCUUCUGAGCUUAAUUCUAUUUUUGCCUCCUGUCCUGGUUACUUCUUCUGAGAUAUGUAAUUUUUUUCCUGCCACUUACACGUCCGUCAGUGCUAGCAUGGUAUUUCUUUGUGUGGCAGAAGAUUGUACCUGUGCUUACUCUGAUAUGUUUAGCUGUGAGAUGAGAAUGCA